UUAAUGAUACCUGUACGUUGUGAGGGUUCAUGUGAGAUCUGGUUGUCAAAUCUCUUACAUUCUAUUCGCAACACAUUACAAAAGCUAUUAGAAAGUAUGCAUCAUUCAAUUGUUAUGAUUAAUGAUGACAAUUUUAUGGAGAUACUUAUCAACAAUCCAACACAACUCGGUAUUCUUUGCUUACAGUCAUUGUGGACAAAAGACAUCAGUGAAAUGUUGGGUUCAAGCAAUAAGAUUUCACUAGUUAAUAUUUAUAGUAGCAUGGUGUAUGAUAAAUAUGACUGUGGUUCAGUUAGAAAAUAUUUCCUAAAGGUUUAUCAUACACUUCUAAACCACACAAAGAUGGUUAGAAAGACCAAUCUGCAACAGGCGAAAUGUGAAAAUCUAACAACACAGUGCCUAAUCCUGAAGGAAAUCUUAGAUCAACUUGUAAGUUCAUUCCUCAGAUGA
Trichobilharzia szidati is the source of this 450-nucleotide messenger RNA. NCBI's taxonomy places the organism in Eukaryota, Metazoa, Platyhelminthes, Trematoda, Strigeidida, Schistosomatidae. The record is from the annotation of a GenBank genome assembly.